AGUAACUCAUUAAACAGUAAGAAAAAGAAGCCUGCUCUGUUAGCGUACACAUUGACAACAACACUCUGACGAAGUAGAGGCUGAAUUUAAAUACCCCAGCAGACGAGGGCGGCCCAGCAGAGGCUGGGUGGGACUUUUGGCGGGUGGACCGCAGGCGGUACUGGCACUUGGAGCGCGCUGACUAACGGAGACUUUCCGUCUGCUACCGGUCUAUACUCCAGGCACGAGCUGACGCGGUUGUGAGCUCCUUCAGUAUCCGUCUGUUGCUCCCUCAUGGAUUUUUACGGACUACUCACGGUACUCACAUUGGCUGUCAUCCUACCUUCAGGGCUCAACUCUGCAUUUAACAUUGAUACCAAAAAUCCAAGAAUUAUUCAUGGGUCUAAAGAAGCUUAUUUUGGAUACAAAGUACAACAGCAUCAAAUUGGUGACAAAAAAUGGUUACUGGUGGGUGCUCCAUUUGAUACAAAUGGUCCACUGAAGACAGGAGAUGUAUAUAGAUGUCCAGUAGAUCCUUAUGGGAAUGAGAACUGUACCAAAUUAAACUUAGGCAGAAUAACACUUUCCAAUGUGAUGGAGCGCAAAAACAAUAUGCGCCUUGGUAUGGGCAUAGCUACAAACCCCAAGGAUAACACUUUUGUGGCAUGCAGCCCCCUUUGGUCACAUGAGUGUGGAAGUUCUUACUACACAACAGGAAUGUGCUCUAAAGUGAAUACCAAUUUUCGAUUCUUCAAGCCUGUUGCUCCAGCCCUGGAAAGGUGCAAGACCUAUAUGGAUAUCAUCAUAGUACUAGAUGGAUCCAACAGCAUCUACCCUUGGUAUGAGGUUCAGAAUUUCCUCAUUAACAUCUUGCAAAAGUUUUAUGUUGGACCAGGACAGAUACAGGUUGGCAUCAUACAAUAUGGGGAAGAUGUCGUACAUGAGUUCUACCUAAAUGACUUUAAAACUGUUGAUCAGGUGGUGGCAGCAGCUAAACGAAUUGAACAGAGAGGAGGCACAGAAACCAACACAGCUCUGGGAAUAGAAACUGCUCGAUCUGUGGCGUUUAAAAGAGGUGGAAGGAAAGGAGUUAAAAAAGUAAUGAUUGUCAUAACUGAUGGGGAAUCUCAUGACAACAAAAACUUAAAGAAAGUAAUUGGAGCCAGUGAAAAGGAUAACAUCACUCGAUAUGCUGUUGCUGUUCUUGGAUCUUACAACAGAAGAGGAAUAAAUCCAGAAGCAUUUUUAAAUGAAAUAAGGUUCAUAGCCAGUGAUCCAGAUGAAAAGCAUUUUUUCAAAGUUACUGAUGAAGCAGCCCUCAAGGACAUUGUUGACGCUCUAGGCGAAAGGAUAUUUAGUUUGGAAGGCACCAAGAAUGAAAUGUCCUUUGGACUAGAAAUGUCACAAGCAGGAUUUUCAACUCAUGUUGUUGAGGAUGGAAUUCUUCUUGGAGCUGUGGGUGCCUAUGACUGGAAUGGAGCAGUUCUGAAAGAAACUAGUCAGGGAAAAGUUAUUCCACGUUGGGAAUCAUAUCUUCAGGAAUUUCCUGAGGAACUAAGGAACCAUGGAGCAUAUUUAGGUUACACAGUCACAUCCUUAAUGUCUGCAAACCAUGGAAGACUUUAUGUGGCAGGUGCUCCCAGAUUUAAUCAUACUGGAAAAGUCAUAAUAUUUACAAUACAGAGCAAUGAGAAUGUCCACAUAUAUCAAUCUCUGAAGGGAGAACAGAUUGGAUCGUACUAUGGAAGUGAAAUCUGUACAGUCGACGUUAAUGGUGAUGGAGUAACAGAUGUGUUAUUGGUGGGAGCUCCAAUGUACUUCAGUGAGGGAAGAGAAAAAGGAAAAGUCCACAUGUAUAAACUGAAAAGGAAUGGACUUGCUGUUGAUGGAUCUCUGGAAACUGUAAAGAAUUCCCAUAAUGCACGCUUUGGUUCUUCAAUCAGUGCUGUCCCUGAUUUAAACUACGACUCCUAUAAUGAUGUGGUAGUUGGUGCCCCCCUAGAGGAUGACCACCAAGGUGCGAUCUACAUCUUCUAUGGAUAUAAAGACACCAUUGUCACAAAGUACAAGCAGAGAAUUGCAGCCUUGGAACUUGCUCAUGGCUUCAUGUAUUUUGGACAGAGUAUCCAUGGACAGCUGGAUUUUAAUGAAGAUGGCCUUGUGGACUUGGCAGUGGGAUCACUUGGGUCUGCUACGGUGUUAUGGACUCGUGGCAUUGUCCAGAUUAAUGCAAGCAUUAGGUUUGAACCACCAAGAAUCAACAUUUUCCACAAGGACUGCAAAAGAAAUGGAAGGGAUGCAACUUGCUUGUCUGCAAGUUUCUGUUUUACAGCCAUAAUUAAACCUCCUACUGUCCCAAAACAAUUUAUUGCCUUAAUGUACAAUGCAACUAUUGAUGAGAGACGAUACACCCCUAGGGCUAUGCUGGAUGAAGAUAAUGAGAAAUAUUUUCACCAGACUAUGGAGAUAUUUCCUGAAGAAGAGCAUUGUAACAAUGUUGGCUUCCAUGUUCUCGAAACAGCAGAUGUGAAACCUAUCACAUUUGUAGUGGACUACCGACUGCAGCACCCCCAUGAUGGUCCAGUACUAGAUGACGGUUGGCCAACUACAGUGAAAUCCUCGGUAUCCUUCUGGAAUGGUUGCAGUGAAGAUGAAAACUGUGUACCCAAUCUAGUUCUUAAAGCUGGAACUGACAUGCUGAGUGUUAUGGACUACUGCAGGAAAGUGCUGAUGAAAUCACUGGACUCAUGUAUUGCCUACACAAUGUCAUUUGAGGAAAGCACAGUCAUCCUGACAAGCACACAGAGGAGAAUGGCUGUAGAUGCAGUCUUAGAAAAUAAAGGAGAAAAUGCUUAUAACACUGUUCUCAAUAUUUCAUUCUCCAGAAAUCUGAACUAUGCAAGCCUCAUUAUAAAGGAUGAUUCAGAUAUCAAAAUCGAAUGUACAAAUGAAGAAAAAUUACAAAACACCAAAAUCUGCAAUGUCAGUUUCCCAGUUUUCAGAGCAAAGGCAAAGGUGUCUUUUCGACUGGAAUUUGAAUUCAGCAGAUCGAUUUUUCAAAAAAGAGUUGAGAUCAUCCUUACAGCAAGCAGUGACAGUGAAGAAGCAGAACAUACCAGACAUGAUGAGACUGCAGUUAUAUCCCAUUUAUUAAAAUAUGAAGCAGACCUUCUGUUUACAAGAGAUUCUGACCUCAAGCAUUAUGAAAUCAAAUCAAACAGUUCUGUUGAGAGAUAUGAUUGUAUUGGCCCUCCAUUUAAUUACACUUUUAAGAUCCAAAAUUUGGGUUUCUUCCCUGUGGAACAACUGAAUGUUAAAAUAACAGUGCCAGCAUUUACAACAGGAGGCAAUCAUCUGCUACAGCUAACUCAGUUUUACACUAACCAGAAAAAUGGUACCCUAUGUCAAGCAGUUGGAAAUAAUACAAUAUCUAAAAGGAAGCCUUCAGAGGAAGAAAUGAGACCUUAUCAGCUGUUGAAUGAAAGCAACUCAGUUGUGGUAUUCGUGCAAUGCACUACAGACCUUCUGUUCAAUGAAGAUGUCAGCAUCUAUUUCCAUGGUCUUCUAUGCACUGAAUCAUUAAAAAUGAUGAAAUUUAAGUCCCUGAAACUUAUAACAUCUGCAUCCUUGGAGCAAGAUAUACAGAGUCAUAUUAUAUUUAGAGAAGAGGAUCCUAGACGGCAUAUAACCCUUGAAAUCACAAAGCCUGAAGAUUCCCACAUUCCUUUUUGGAUUUUAAUAGGAAGUACAUUAGGGGGACUCCUCCUUUUUGCUCUUCUGGUUCUUGCAUUAUGGAAGCUUGGCUUUUUUCAAAGUUCAAAGCGCAAUAAAGGUGAGGAUCCAGAUCAAGAUGCAAAGGUGCUGGAAGAUGGAAGAUAAUAGCAACUCCACUGGACAAUCAAGAGUAGAUUUUAGCAAUCACUAUCAGCUGGUUUUAUACUAAAUUAUUCAGAAGUUGAAAUAUGUAUUCCAUUGAUCCAUACAGUUCUGUAUAAAUAUCAUACUGACUUUUCAAUACAGACUGCCUUUUUCCCACUGGCAGUUAUGAAUGUGGAUUUUUAAUAUGGAUCAUCUAUCUUAAGGAAUACAGAAAUGCAGAAAUACAAACAUCAAAUGAGAAUUAAAGACAUAAAUUCUAUGAAUUUUAAAUUGAUUACAGCAGGCAAAGUGGUUCUUUUACUUUCCAUGUCUGGUAUAUAACCACAAGUACCAUAAACAGUAGUAUAUUUCACAUUAGCUUGUUACAUAGUAUUUAUUCCAUUUUGGAGGUUGUACCAAUUACACUCUAAUAGUCAGUCUGGUAGUAUUAAUUAUUCAACUAAAAAUGUAAAAAUAAAUCACUAUAGCACUGACCAAAUUUAACCAUAAAAAUUCAACAUGCUAAAUAAAUUAAUGUAUUGCACUCUUUGCACAAAACCCUCUUGAUAAAAUUAAAGUAUCAUAUGGGGUUAUACCUGUCCUGAUUUUUCAUGACAGUUGUUGUUUUAUGAGUUGUACGCUAUAUCACAUCAGUGACCAAACUAGGAGACGUAAUGUUUGUAAAAUGACAUGAUAUUGCAUAAAACAUUGUUUAACAUGGAAAGUAUAGAAUAAAUAAAUAUCUUUGAAAUAUACCUCAGCAUGUACAGACAUAGUAUAGUCUGUUAAAAUCAGCAUCAGAAUUACUCUAAAUUAUUUAGAGAAGGUGUCUAAUUACUUGGUCAAGGUUUAAUACUACCAUGUGAACAUCUAAAUUAUUUGGAGAAGGUCUCAUUAUUUGGUUAACAUUUAAUGCAACCAUGUAAACAUCUUAUUGCUGUAUAAAAUGUUUUGCUUUGGGAUUUUAAAAUGUAGAAGCUUAAAUUAUUUUGGAUUUGUUCAAGAAAUUAACUAUACCAUUUUGUUUUUUCAGUAAUUUAUUAAAUGCUGCUUUAACAUAAAGCAAUUAGAAGUUAAUGGUACCCAUUAUCCAUGAAAUUAUGUUUGUGCUUAUAACAUUCCCGGUGAUUAACUGAGAUUAGUUUUGAUUAAAAAAAAUACUUGCCAUUGUUUUAUGAAUAACACCUCCUUCAAUUUUUUUUCAAGAUUUUAUUCAUGUAAACUGUAAAAUAUCAUGGAAUAUAAAUAAUAAAUAUUUAGGUCUUUGUAAUAACUGAACAUUUGUAUAAUAGUUUGUAAAAUGUGCCUUGAAAUCAUUACAGUUAUUAAUGCAAACACUGUAUAAUCUAACCAUCCUCAUCAUUUGUCAAGUUUGAUAUGUAUUCUGGGAAUAAAAAAUGUACAUUAGAUCCAUAAUACAUCAUUGAUGGGUUUUGAUUUGUAAACUAUUUGAAGACAUGCUGACAAGUAUAUACAAGUAGGAAACACGACAAAGUCAUUGUCAACUUUAGCACAAUAAUCCUAGAAAACCGUGUGUUUUUAUUAAACAUAACUUUCCUAGAA
Molecule: messenger RNA, 5400 nt
Organism: Protopterus annectens (West African lungfish)
Lineage: Eukaryota; Metazoa; Chordata; Ceratodontiformes; Protopteridae
Gene: ITGA11
Product: integrin subunit alpha 11
Exons: 30
Coding region: 274-3858 (1194 amino acids)
Biological process (GO): integrin-mediated signaling pathway; cell-matrix adhesion; cell adhesion mediated by integrin
Cellular component (GO): integrin complex; external side of plasma membrane
Molecular function (GO): integrin binding
Source: RefSeq, a predicted model, not a curated record